CAUCUCAAGAGACGUGAUAGCACAACGAUACUUAUUGACAACAACGGGGUGAGAACGAAGGAAGGAGGAAAACACCAGACUUGCUUAAAUGUCCGCCCGCAGGAAACGAAUUGCUGCUGUGGGCGCUAUGGCUCCGCCACCUGUGCCCAUCGCUGACUACGCCUCCAUUGCCGGGAGCUCGCAACAACAGCCCCCAUCCUCCAUCGCCGUCAUCUUCCAAAACCUCCCAAAGACUGGAAAUGGCUCGCCCGGGCCUGACUUUCUUCAGCAGCUAUUUGCGGAAGUGAUUUCUCACGAAGUCACCGACCCAACUGGGAGCUCGUCCCUGGAAGAUACACUCUUGGUCAAUUACAAAGUUAUCACGGCGGUCGUGGACGCCGGUGUCAGCGUCCUGCUGCGGGAAGAUCCCUUUGCCCCCACCCAAAACCUGACCGAGCAAGCGAGUAAUAGUCUUCUGGUCCUACGUUUGACCAUCAAGGAGACUCCCCUGGUGCUGUUUAGACCGCCGCCCGAGUCUACCGCUGAGUCGGAACAGCCAUUGCUGUAUCUAUGGUUGCUGUCCAAGUUACUCCCGCUGCUUGGGCAUGGACCUGCCGAAUCGCUUGUGCAGGAGCUACUUGAAACCAUUUAUGCCGUCUUCUAUGCAGCUGCAAACCUACCCAAAGAGUGGAAGAGUGUCAUGAUCAUGGUGGGGUAUUUUCGGAGCUGUGUAAAUUGUAAUCAUUUCUCUUUCUUUUUCCUUUUCUCUCUUCUCUUUCCCUUUCUUUCUUUCCUUCACCUCCGCGAGUACGCGUUUACCAACAUUAUAAUAAAACUUGAAACUAAUCUGUGCGAACUGCUUGAAUUACCGGAGAAGUGCUUUACUGUUGAUCCCUUAAUGCUACCGGAGGGUUUCAAACGCUUCUCUCGCCAGAUGGUUAGUUUUGCUAUUCGGGAUGCCGACCACGCGGCCUUUUUGGUUGUCCAUCUGUUUUCCGCAAUCUCUGCGUUACCCGCCCGGCAUAGUGAUGUACCUCCAUUCAGAAGCGUCUCAGAUAGCUUGAUAUAUUUUGCACAGGAGAUGCAGAAUCUCUGGAUGAGCCUUAACACCUGGGAGUCGCUCCCGGUGUUGUAUGAGAAAGUGGGCACAAUCCGGUUAAAGAUGCUGGAGACACUGGCGAAUUCCCUAGGGGAUGUCGUGAAGACACGCUAUGGAAGAAGCAGGAUCAAGGGUGUCUGCCUACUUGCUGUCCGCUGCGUUGGUGAUGUCUUGACCAUGUCGAUAUCCCAAAUAAAUCAGAGCGCAGAGAGUACCUUAGCAAAGAUAAUAUUAGGGUUGCUAUGCGCUGCAGAGGUUUCCACUACUAUUCAUCAGGCAUUGCGAGAGAGAAUAUAUCCCCCAAUUAUCUUGAUUAUGAGCGAUAGGGGAGAAGACGGUUGGGGACUUUUGACAGAUGACCUCCGGGUGGCGAUGCUUCGAUUGGUCGUUAGUUUCGCCGAUGACCUAGUAAUCCUGGAACGCGCAAAUAAGUGUCUUCAAUUAGCUACUGAAGGUAGGUGGGUAUUCAAAGACGAGAAACUGCAAGAAUUCUCGCAACAUCUCCAUUCAAUCAGAGGCACCAGGCCCGAGGAAGAACUAGACAACAAUGUCGGCCCUAGAAAGCGACCCAGGUUAUUCAAAGGCGAGCCCAGCACCGAAGCCUGCGCUCUGACAUUUGACGUGUAUAAGCUGCUCGGACACCAAGACGCGGACGACCUCCAAGGGCUAAGUCUUGUCGCUGUCGAAGGUUUUAAAAGACUGGAAGAAGAAGAGCGCUGUACAGCUCUAAAGUCCCUCGGCUUCUUAUCAUGCGCACUCGCUGGAACACUUACUCGGGUAUCCGAAUCAUUUGGCGUGCGAAAAGGGUUGAAUUUGUAUAAGUGUUCAUACUGCGAUGCAGAUACUCUCCAAGCAAUAGCAUCGGAGAGGAGCUAUGCCCAGGGGGGUGAGGAGCUGUUUAAGACUCUAGAGGUAAUUCAGAAGCUCGAGGCCUUUCAGGCAUCGACCUCUGUUCGUGUCUGGGCUAUGAUCAGCCUCCGACGGCUGCUGAACCACACGCGGGAUUUGGCGAGGUUGGAUUUGGCGGAGACAGCGAUGGGGAAGUGGUGUUUAAAUGCUUUGCAAAGUUCCAGGAGGCUUUUAAGGGUCGCUGCUGGGCGUACCUUACCGUCGUAUGUUACAUUUAAACAUGGCGAAGAGCUUCUUAGGACGAAUCGGAUUGUGAUUAUCGAGUUCUUGAGGACGUUGUCUGAUAAUGAUGAAGGGCAACUUCAAGAGACCUGUGUGCUAGCGUGGAGUCAGUUUGGAAGAGUGUCAUCUGAUGAAGAACUCAACCUCGCGUUAAUCCGUCUGGUGGAGUAUCUUGGGCAUAGUAGCUCGUUCAUUCUUGGAUUAGCAUUUAACGAGAUUCAAUCAUUGGCUCGAACGCACGGCGUUACGCCUGGCAAGAUGUUUUCGCCAUUCUGGCCAAGCAUUAGUGUCGGUGUAGUCAAGCAGCUCCAGUCGAAACCUCAGAUAGCCCAAUUACUAUCAGAAGUAGUCGGAAUGGAACUUUCGGAUUUUUUGAAGACGACACAGGGCCAUACUGUACCAUACCUCAUCCUCUGGAAGAGGCCAGAGCUUGUCGAAAGGGUUGCCCAAGCCUGCAAGACAGAUGUGGUGUCUCUAGCACUGUCGAAUAUGGCGCACAUAUUAGCUCUACUUCUACCACAGGAAGCAGACAAUGUCGAGGCGUUUACGUUGCAUUUGCUGGCGCAUGCUACUGCUGAGUUUAAAGAUAUAUCGCUAGGGGAGAUUGCUAGGCCUGAUGCGAUGUCUCUUGCCACGGAGUUAUUAAAGGCUGCUGUAGACGCGGAUGAAGACCGGAAAAUUAGGAUCUUUUAUGCGUUGAGACUUGUGGCGGCUCUGACAUAUAAAAAAGUGGCGGGCACAAGGAGAAAUAAAGAGAUCGACCACUUAGAAGUAUUCUUUGAAGCGAACGUACUUGGUAUAUUUGCUACUUUUAAUGAUUAUCUUAAGGAUAUUAAGGGGAAGUUAUCAACCCCAGAGAAAAUUCGAAUCAUGAGGGCGAUUGAAGAGAUGAUGGAGCUAGCUAGAGGCAGUGUUAGUAGCGCAGUACCACAAAUAUGUGCCUGCUUACAAGAAGCACUAGAAUUCGAGCCAUUGAGAGCUAGUGCAUUUUCGGCUUGGGCCGUUAUGAUGAGAGUCCUAGAACCCGCUGAAAGCGCACCCUUGCUUGGUCAAACAUUCUCUGUGGUCCUACAAUACUGGGACAGUCUUGAGCAGACUUCACAGGCCAAGGCAGUGGAAAUGAUAAAAGAGCUGUUCGAGAAGAUUGGUAUCAUCGGGCAAAGUCUGGACAUCAUACCUUCCCUGGCAGCAAUACCAGCUCUUGCUCCAUUCGAGGGGAGACUUAGGGCCAUGCGAACCUUAGAAAUCCGAGAUCAUUAUCACUUACUAGCUCGCCGAUGUCGACACGAGAACGUAUCUGUCGUCGAGCAGGCGUUGGCAGAGCUUUCCGAGUUUCUAAAACAGCAUCAGGACUUUAUACACACCGCGGCGAUCAACGAACAGCCCGACGUGGUAGUUCCCGAGUUGAUCCGGACACUCCUAGACGUGAUUGUUUCCUUUAAGGACUCGAAUUCGUCUUCGAAGCCUAGGAUUGAGCACCUAUGCACAGAGUGCUUGGGACUCAUUGGGGCGGUGGAUCCUAACCGAGUAGAGGCCCCGAGGGACAAACGGGACAUGAUGGUUCUGCACAACUUCAAUCGCGCAGAUGAGAGUAUUGCGUUUGUAACUUUCUUUCUGGAGGAGAGGCUCGUCAAGGCUUUCUUGUCUGCGACAGAUACAAAAGCUCAGGGAUUCCUUGCCUUCGGAAUGCAAGAACUGUUAAAGUUUAUUGACGUAGAGUCUACAGUGAUCCUACGAUCCCGCCACGAUGGCCCCGGCCCCACAGCACAGACGGGCCAGCAGAGAUGGGACUCCUUUAGUCAGACGGCCAAAAGCAUACUCACACCAUUCUUGAGGUCGAGAUAUUCUCUACAGAUCAAUAACUCUGUACAACCCUGUUCGUAUCCAGUGUUUUCGCUGAAAAUCACUCACCGCGCCUGGCUUACGAAGUGGCUAUUGGACUUACUUUCCAAGUCGACGGGGGAUAAUGCGGCAAAUAUAUUCACGGUUUGUAAGUCUAUAGUCAAGGGACAGGAUAUCUCAAUUUCAAUGUUUUUGCUUCCUUAUGUUACGCUGAACGUCAUUAUUGGCGGGAGGGACCUGGAUAGGGAGAAUAUUGUCAAGGAGAUUCACGCCGUUCUUGCGCCGGCGCACAAAAAUCCAUUGGAGAAACAGAUGGCUCGGGAGACUUUAAGGCAAUGUAGUGAUACCGUAUUCCAACUCGUCGACCACCUAACCCGCUGGCUUCGCGACAAAAAGCAGUUCAAUCUAAAUUUGAAAAACCAACAAGCCAGACAGAGGAACGGAACCUUCGCGUCUGAAGAAAUAUACGAUCAAGACAUCGCAAUAUCACGGGUAGAAGAUGUCAUCUCCGCCAUUCCCUCAGACACCAUGAGUUUGCGGUCCGUCGAAUGUAACUCAUAUGCACGGGCGCUCUUCUAUUGGGAGCAGCACAUUAGAAAGGUGAGGGCUGCAGAGGAAGAGGUGCCAAUGGAUCCAUUGUACGAGCAGCUUCAACGGAUUUAUACGCAGAUCGACGAGCCUGAUGGCAUCGAAGGGAUUUCUACAAAGUUGCACGUCCUCAAUUUUGACCAGCAGAUACUUGAACAUAGGAAGGCUGGGCGAUGGACCGCGGCGCAGAGCUGGUAUGAGAUUCUCUUGAGCGAGAAGCCUGAUGACUCUGAGGCGCAGAUAAAUCUUCUGGAUUGCUUGAGGGAGUCUGGACAACAUGAAAUGCUCCUCAGCCAAGCCGAAGGCAUGAUGGAAAAAUACCCCAACACCCAACCCAGAAUCCUACGCUACGCUGUCGAGGCAGCCUGGAUAUCCGGUAAAUGGGAUGUCCUUGAGAGAAACCUUGCGAAAUCCAACGAGCACACAGAGAACCUCUACGAACUAAGGGUUGGCAACGCGCUACUUGCUCUGAGUAGGCACGACAGUGGGACAUUUGCGAAAGCAAUUUCUCUAGCUCGGGAGUGUGUUCUGGGUGGGCUGACGGAGUCCUUUACGGGUUCUUUGCGUCAAUGUCACGAGUCUAUGGUUAAGUUGCAUGCGUUGUCAGAGCUUGAAGAGAUUAGCACUGCAUUAGCAGGUAAGGAUUUUGGGAAGGAUGUGCUUGCGUCGAAUCUUCGGAGACGCUUGGAUGUUUUGGGGACGUACUCGAAGGAUAAGCAGCACCUCUUGGCUCUAAGGAGGGCGGCAUUUGUGCUUUCCAGUGCUCCUGAACUUGUUAAGGACAGUGUUGCCUCUACCUGGCUCAUAGGAGCACGUUUGGCACGAAAGAGCGGUCAGAUUUCUCAAUCGUUUAAUUCGGUACUUCACGCUUCCAGGCUCGGUGCUCCACUUGCGACAGUUGAGCACGCGAAGUUACUAUGGCUUGGUGGGCAACAUCGAAAAGCAAUCUCCAGCCUUGAAGGGGCAAUUACCUCCAAUCUUCUCCAGGGCAGCUCCCAGGAACAGCUUCAUGAUUCUAGCGUUCAUAAUUCGGGUGUUCACCCACAGCCCCAGAGCUAUGUCAAGGCAAAGGCUUCACUCUUGCUUGCUCGAUGGCUGGAUGGCGCUGGUCAGACGCAUUCCACUGAAAUCGUCUCCAAGUACUGCACUGCUAAGGAUUCACAUGUAAGAUGGGAGCAAGGACAUUACUAUAUUGGACGGCACUACAAUAGGUUGUACGAAGUUGAAAAGGCACUCCCACCGAUUAAGCAAACGCAGCCAUUCAUAUAUGGCGAGUAUGCAAGACUGGUCUGCCAGAAUUAUUUGCGUGCCCUGAUGUUCGGGACGAAAUAUAUCUUCCAAACAAUGCCCAAGCUCCUCACACUCUGGCUCACAUUGGGGGAGAUCGUAAACCAGAACAUCGACGCCAAAUACGGCAACGAAGAAUUCCGCAGCCAUAUCCAAAGAGAGCGUGGCAAGUGCUUGAAACUCCUACACACUUCCAUAAAGAGAUACAGCGAGCGCUUACCCCCCUGGGUAUUCCUCACCGCCCUCCCACAAAUGCUCUCCCGAAUCGCCCACCCCCAAGAAUCGGUCUACGAACUCCUGCAAAGCAUCAUCGUCAAAGUGGUUGCUGGAAACCCACAGCAGGCCCUAUGGUCCCUCACGGCGGUCUGCAGGUCCACUGCCCGAGAAAGGGCCCAACGUGGCUCACUUAUCAUGACCCAUCUGAAAGACGCUCUGAAAAAAAACCGGGAAGAAAGCGAUCUAGACGUAAGAAGCCUAAUCCUCCAGGCGACUAAAUUGACAGACCAGCUCUUGCAUAUUUCCAAUGUGGAGUUAACGGGCUUGAAGGCUCCCGCAACCAUCAGCAUUAAGGAACAUGGCUUCAAUCAUAAAUGUGCGCCUUGCGCACUUGUGGUUCCGACGCAGGUUAUGCUUGCGGUUACGCUCCCGUCCGUGCCGGAUACUGUGAAGACGCAUUUACCAUUUCCGAGCCACCAGCCGACUAUUUUGAAGAUUGAGGAGGAGGCCGAUGUCAUGAAUUCCCUGCAGAAACCCAGAAAAAUCAAGAUUCGGGGGACCGACGGAAGGCUUUACGGCUUCUUAUGUAAACCGAAGGAUGACUUGCGUAAAGAUGCGCGUUUGAUGGAGUUCAAUAAUAUGAUCAAUAGGUUCUUGAAGAAGGACCCUGAUUCUAGUCGACGCCGGAUGUACAUCAGAACAUACAGCGUCACUCCCCUAAAUGAAGAAUGCGGACUAAUCGAAUGGGUGAACGGUGUCCGAACAUUGCGUGAGAUAUUACUCACCUACUACAAAUCUAAGAAAAUGAUCGUAGACUACCCCAAGAUUCGUCAGCGCCUUGAAAUCGACGGCUCACAAGCAACAAGAGUGGCUAUCUUCACCGACGAAAUCCUCCCCAAAUUCCCCCCAGUCUUCCAUGAAUGGUUUGCGGAGCUCUUUUCCGAGCCCUCGGCCUGGCUCGCUAGCCGGCUCGCCUACUCGCGCACGUCAGCCGUGAUGUCGAUGGUCGGGUACGUGCUGGGGCUCGGGGACCGGCACGGCGAGAACAUACUCUUCGACGAGUCUACGGGUGACACGCUACACGUCGACUUCAACUGCCUCUUUGACAAGGGCCUAUCCUUCGAGAAGCCGGAAAAGGUGCCCUUCCGCCUGACGCAGAACAUGGUGGACGCGCUCGGCGUCACCGGCUAUGAGGGCGUGUUCCGCAGGACAUGCGAGAAUGCCAUGAGGGUGCUCAGGAUUAACGAGGAUACCCUCCUCACGUUACUCGAGACGUUCAUACAUGAUCCCGCUGUAGACAUGGUCAAGAAGGCCAGGAGGAAACCAGUCAACGCCAAGAUUCCAGAUACGCCGAAGGCUGUGCUUGAGAGUAUCCAGAGUAAGUUGCAGGGGCUGUAUAGAGAUGAGACAAUGCCGUUGAGCGUUGAGGGGCAGGUGGAGCAGUUGCUGAAGGAGGCGGUUGAUCCAGCGAAUUUAUGCGCUAUGUAUAUCGGUUGGUGCGCUUUCUUUUAAGUUGACGUGGAUUUUUUUUUUUUUACGGCAGUUGGUGGGUUCAAUUAUAUAUACCCCUUUAUCGAUAUCAUUACCAUCACCAUCACCACUAUUGCUAUUAUUAUUAAAGCACUGAAAGUUUGGGAUUGCAAUACAUGUAUGUAUUCACGGCAUGUCACUCGGUGUCUUGUUGCGCUUGUUUGAGAGGUUGAGAGAGA
Messenger RNA from Tuber melanosporum (Perigord truffle), 7851 nucleotides. RefSeq lists its product as uncharacterized. Gene Ontology annotation, biological process: protein phosphorylation; DNA damage checkpoint signaling; telomere maintenance. The transcript has 14 exons. Gene Ontology annotation, cellular component: nucleus. NCBI's taxonomy places the organism in Eukaryota, Fungi, Ascomycota, Pezizomycetes, Pezizales, Tuberaceae. Gene Ontology annotation, molecular function: protein serine/threonine kinase activity; protein binding. The record is from RefSeq and is a predicted model, not a curated record. The coding region runs from base 89 to 7654 and encodes 2521 amino acids.